UGUAAGAUACUUUAACCAAUAGAGCAAAUAAUGUUAUGUUAAUGACAAAAUAAAAAAAAUGUUUCCAAAAAAAGAUCCUAUGAGUAGAUAUCUUUAUGGGACAAAUGGAUGUGGAGGACGAAAGAGACUCGUUGUGACUUAUGAGUUGUGUAUAAGAACCUAAAAGGAGUCUUUGUUUCACCCUUUCUUUCCUCCCUACAAAAAGUCUCUAAUCAGCCUUCUUUUUCAACGGGCAUAUGACGGAUAGCAAAGAAACCCCGGACUGGGUACAAUUCUAUCAGCGCAACGUACAACCCCAAAGCACCGUUUUCGGCACGGCGGCAGCCGCCACCGCCAGCUCACCUCCUCCGUCCUCCCACGGGCAGCUCGGCAUUAGCCCCGAGGGCCGGGUGGCCAAGCCGGCCCGGCGGAGGCCGAGGGCGUCCCGCAGGACUCCCACCACGGUUUUCAACACGGACGCGUCGAACUUCCUGGCCAUGGUCCAGCAGUUCACCGGCGGCGGCCUCGCCCUGCUGCCGCCGCCGUCCCCGUUCUCGAUAUCCGCCGCGGCCGGGUUAGGGUUCCGCUUCGGGCCGCAGCUGCAGCUAGAAAAUCUCGCUUUCCCGGCGAGGUCAUCGUCGUCGCCGGCAAGUAAUAAUUAUAGCAUGAUGUUCGAGCAGCACCAGCCGUCGCCGUGCGCGUCGCUGAUGACGAGUGCUAAUUACGGCGGCGGCGGCCAUGAACAGCAUUUUUUGGGUAGAGCGUCAUUUCCGCCGCCGCCGCCGAACCACCACGGAGGAUCUUCUUCUGGGGACGAUCAGAAUAGGAGUGAAACGAAUUACAUGCUUUGAUUUUUGCAUGUGAAUCUUCAUAAGUAUUCUUAUACUCCGUAUUUUUCAUUCUCUUUUAAUAAUCUUCAUGUUUUAUUACACUCUCACUAGUACACUAAUUCAUUGAAGUAAUUUUUAUUGGUCAAAAAUCCAUCCCAUCAAUAAAUGACAUCUUUCUUUUUUUGGUUAUUCUUCAAAAAGAAAUACUCCCUCCCAUGUGACCCGUUACCCUCAUCAUUUCAAAAUUUACAUGGUUGCCGUUUGUUAUUUUAAUAUUCUUACGUCAAUGCUUUUAUAGGCUAAAAUACUCUUCAAAUAUUAAAUGAAUAGCGACACUGUUC
Molecule: messenger RNA, 1150 nt
Organism: Cuscuta campestris
Lineage: Eukaryota; Viridiplantae; Streptophyta; Magnoliopsida; Solanales; Convolvulaceae
Source: the annotation of a GenBank genome assembly